GUGGAAUUACACCUAUAUGAUGACCUAUGGGAUGAAUUGAAAUUCAGAUGCUUCAUCUACUGAUCUACAUCAGACCUUCAAUAAUCAAAAAAUAGUAUUAGUACUAUCAGUUCCUUUUUAAUGUAUUCCCUCUCAAAUUUAGGAUAAGAAGUGUAUAAAACAGAACCUUAUUUAUUAAAAUCAACCAAAGCCAUCUCACCACAAAAAUGGUUGAUGAAUUGUCCAAAACAUCUCUACAUGCCAAAUUCGAAAAGAAAACCAUGUCAUCAAGCUGCAAUAAAUUCCUGAAUGUGUCCAACUUUGUGGUUUCCAUAUCGGCCAUCACAACUCUACUCAUCUUGUUCUUGAUCUUGUCCUUCAAUUGUGCAAGAAAAGAAGUGCAGUGUUCUUCAUCAUGCUACUAUCAACUGGUUGAGAGUGUGCCGCAAAACCUAACAUUUGCCCAAGGAAGUCCUUCACACAUGAGCACUACUGAAGCAUGGCUCUCGCUUUUGAAUGGGGCUGAGAGUCGCGUUGAUAUGGCAGUGUUCUAUUGGUCUCUCACUUCUGAAGAUGUCAAACCUGGUUCCAUGUUCCCUUCUGCGGUACCUGGUCAAGAUUUGCUUGGGAGAAUGAUGAGUGUUGGGCUCAAAGAUAACAUUACCAUGCGCAUCGCCCAGAAUGCCCCUACGCCAAACUCGCCUCAGAAUAACAGUGAAGAGCUCAGGAAAGCAGGAGCUGCUGAGGUACUGAACGUUGACAUGCAGCACUUGGUGGGCGGUGUUCUGCACACCAAGAUGUGGAUCAUUGAUGAUGACAAGUUCUACCUCGGCAGUGCUAACAUGGACUUCAGGUCUCUCACACAGGUGAAGGAGCUCGGUGUGGUGCUGUGGAAUUGCUCUUGUUUGGCUCGCGACAUGAGAAAAAUCUUUGAGCAAUACCGCUACGUAGGGGCGCGUCGCAGCAUUCCUGCCGUCUGGCCAGCCAACUUCAGUACGGACAUCAACCGUCAUAGCCCUCUCACCAUCUCCCUCAACGGCAGCGCGGCCACGGCCUUCAUCUCGAGCUCUCCUCCUGCGUUCACGUCCCUGGGCCGAGAGAACGACGUGGACGCCAUCGUCGCCGCCAUUGACGACGCUCGACGCUUCGUCGACGUCGCCGUCAUGGACUACUUACCCCGCACCCUCUACAGCAGACACGUCCAAUUUUGGCCUGUGAUCGACAAUGCGCUGCGCAAAGCUGCACUGGAGCGACGUGUGCGCGUGCGCGUGUUGGCGUCGCUGUGGCAGCACUCAAGGGACGACUUGGCUCACUGGCUGUUGUCGCUCUCCGCCAUCACGUCGUCCUAUCCUCAAAUUGACGUACAAGUUAAGCUGUUCGUGGUGCCAGCUUACACGCCAGAACAAAGGGAGAUCCCUUUCGCUCGUGUCAACCACAACAAGUACAUGGUCACGGACCGUGUCGCCUACAUUGGAACAUCGAACUGGAGCGCAGACUACUUCACUAACACGGCUGGCGUGGGCCUCACAGUGAACGACACAGUGAGCACCAGCGCCGGCGACACACUCAGGACGCAGCUGCACGCUGUCUUCAACAGGGACUGGAACUCUGAGUACGCCAAGCCCGUGCAGGAUAUCCUUCCUACUGAACCUAAUAAGGAGCUAGUUAGCGACUAGCAUUUGGAUGUAGUAGUGGAUUACGACUAGUUUAUUAAUCUAACAUGACUCAGUGUAGCGUAGUGGAUGACAGACGCUCUUCAUUAGAUGCUGAUAUUUAAAGUAAUCAGUUUCCGCCAAAGUGUUGGUCUGUUGUGUGAGCUGAUAGCGAUCUCUUGUGAUUACGCCAGAUAUUCAGUUCUUGCACAUGACCGUGUCGAGUACAUCCCCCUUGAGCGCUCAAUAUUUACACACAAUUUUCAUGCCACUUUUUAACUUUAUUUUUUGAUGCUAUUUUCAUGAUAAUUCGAAGCGUUCCA
This is a messenger RNA of Hyalella azteca, 1954 nucleotides long. RefSeq names its product 5'-3' exonuclease PLD3-like (gene Pld3). The transcript has 11 exons. Gene Ontology annotation, molecular function: catalytic activity. Lineage: Eukaryota; Metazoa; Arthropoda; Malacostraca; Amphipoda; Hyalellidae. The record is from RefSeq and is a predicted model, not a curated record. Bases 207 to 1655 code for a protein of 482 amino acids.